Molecule: messenger RNA, 822 nt
Organism: Ylistrum balloti
Lineage: Eukaryota; Metazoa; Mollusca; Bivalvia; Pectinida; Pectinidae
Product: BUD13 homolog
Exons: 2
Coding region: 1-822 (273 amino acids)
Source: RefSeq, a predicted model, not a curated record
AUGUCCAACCAACCUAGUACAAAACGUCACAUCAGUAAACCUAUGUCCCACCAACCUACAAAACGUCACACCAGUAAACCUAUGUCCAACCGACCUAGUACAAAACGUCACACCAGUAAACCUAUGUCCAACCAACCUACAAAACGUCACAAUAGUAAAUCUAUGUCCUACCAACCUACAAAACGUCACACCAGUAAACCUAUGUCCAACCGACCUAGUACAAAACGUCACACCGGUAAACCUAUGUCCAACCGACCUACAAAACGUCACAUCAGUAGACCUAUGUCAAACCGACCUAGUACAAAACGUCACACCAGUAAACCUAUGUCCAACCAACCUAGUACAAAACGUCACACCAGUAAACCUAUGUCCAACCGACCUAGUACAAAACGUCACAUCAGUAAACCUAUGUCCAACCGACCUAGUACAAAAUACCACACCAGUAAACCUAUGUCCAACCGACCUUGUACAAAACGCCACACCAGUAAACCUAUGUCCAACCGACCUAGUACAAAACGUCACAUCAGUAAACCUAUGUCCAACCAACCUAGUACAAAACGUCACACCAGUAAACCUAUGUCCAACCAACCUAGUACAAAACGUCACACCAGUAAACCUAUGUCCAACCAACCUAGUACAAAACGUCACACCAUGUCGAGUAGUGUCAAUGUUGGGUGGUGGCAGUGUCAAGUGGUGGCAGUGUCGAGUGGUGGCAAUGUUGGGUGGUGGCAGUGUCGAGUGUUGGAAGUGUCAAGUGGUGGAAGUGCUGAGUGGUGGCAGUGUUGGGAGGUGGCAGUGUCGAGUGGUGCCAGUAUGGAGUGA